Molecule: messenger RNA, 1068 nt
Organism: Knipowitschia caucasica
Lineage: Eukaryota; Metazoa; Chordata; Actinopteri; Gobiiformes; Gobiidae
Source: the annotation of a GenBank genome assembly
AUGUCUCUUCAAAUCCUACAAGUCGUCCCCUGGCCCUCUGAUCUGCCCUCCAGGAGUCACGGCCGCAGGAAACAUCGCUAUCACAGGUCUCCAUCAGAGGCGUCCUCGUGCCAGUCUUCCUCAGAGGAUAGACGCCAUCUGCAGAAGUCUGAGGUGCAGCAGGUGUUCGGAGAUCUGGGAAAAAAUGAGUGGAGAUCGCCACCAGCAUCAGGGACGGCGCCAAAGUACCACUCCGUCCUCUCGGCUCACAGCAUUUUAUCUUCAAAAUCUGGUAGAAAUCAGCUGGAAGAGAAACAGAAUGGGUUGAUUUUAAGGCGGAGAGAAGAAGCCCCGCACGAUUACGACUCUGGGAAUGACACGUCGUCGCCGCCAUCAUGUAAAACGGCCGUGUCGGAGCGGAAGAGGGGACACGCCGCCGCCUUUCCCGACAAGCACAAGUUCACCGACAAUGGAUCCGAUUCAGGGAACUCUGUCACAAGCUACGCCUCUCUGUGCAAGACGUACAGAGGAGACAGCUUGUCCACCAGCGUGCUCAGCCCAGGAGCAAAAAGAGCAGACGUCCCAGGACUGUGGACCGGAGGAGUCGGCGAGAUCGUGCUGCUCUCACAGAAGCAGGAGGAGGUCCAGGUCCCACCGCAGCAGGACCCUCAGCCGCAGAUCGUCCACCAGCUCCAGACACUCACGCUGCAUCUCGCUCUCAUCUUACAGCUCAUAUUCCCGCUCCCCGUCCUCCUCCUCGAGUCAGUGGCGUCGCGACAGCUCCAGGGGAAGUUCUUGCAGACACAGUGCAGACAGAUCGCGGGACCGAAGACGAACCUCAACCUCCAGAAAGUCCAAAGAGUCACGUUCACAAAAGAAACGACGGAGACGCAAGUCCUACUCCCCCAUGAAGAAGAGAAGAAGAGACUCGCCAAGCCACCUGGAAGCACGGCGCAUUACCAGUGCCAGAAAGCGGCCCGUCCCUUACUUCAGACGCAGCCCUUCGUCCAGCCGCUGCAGCGUAUCAUCCUGGAGCAGCCUGUUCUCCCGGAGUCGCUCCCGCAGCGCCCCCUACAGGGGCAGCCGUAG